Messenger RNA from Phlebotomus argentipes, 1352 nucleotides. RefSeq lists its product as uncharacterized. The record is from RefSeq and is a predicted model, not a curated record. The transcript has 2 exons. Bases 99 to 1352 code for a protein of 417 amino acids. Gene Ontology annotation, cellular component: transcription regulator complex; nucleus. NCBI's taxonomy places the organism in Eukaryota, Metazoa, Arthropoda, Insecta, Diptera, Psychodidae. Gene Ontology annotation, biological process: regulation of transcription by RNA polymerase II.
GUUUUGUGUUUAUAUGAAGCCGGUUUAUUUUUAUGCACACAAGUUGGCAGCAGUGUGAGAAGUGUCAGAAAAUCUCAAGCACAAACUGAAGCUGUGCCAUGGAAAAUAAAGAUGAAAUUGGGGAGAAUUUGGACGCUUCAGUGGUGGAGAUUCCCAGAACAGAUCCCAUAAUAGAUCUAGUGCAGGAUGAAGAUGAAUUAAUGAACAGAAUGGAGGAAAAGGGGAAAAAAUCUGAAGUGAUAAAGAGUGUUAAUGGAACAAGCAUGACAAACAAUAUAAAACCGGAUGAAGAUUUGCUCUCCCAAAAUCUCCAGCUCACUCUGAUACAGUUGGUGAAGAAGAAUCCCUGCUUGUAUGAUCGAAAUCACGAGAGGUACUCUGACACGGAAUACAAAGGUCGUCUGUGGGAGGAAAUUGCGAACAAGAUGAAUAAGAAGCGAGCCCUGGUGAAGCGGAAGUUUGCUAGUCUGUAUCAGAGAUUCGGGAAUAUGUACGUUAUGCUACAAACUCCGGAUUUUGUGAAGCAAGGAUACCCGAAGAAGAAGUUCUUCUGUUACGAGGAAAUGCUGUUCCUCAAGGAUAAAAUUGACGUUGAGCUGGUGAGGAAGCGAAUCACACAGAUGAUAAAGAACGACAACAUGCCACCAACUGAGAGGGUGAAGAAGAAGCCGAAGGCGGGCGAUAAAGGAGGUCCGCCGUCCAAGACCAGGAAGUUGUCUUCAUCAAAGCCAUCACAGACAUUUUCCAGGCGUCCUGCUGGUGGUCCUCAAAUCUUCCAGAGGCGAAUUGAACCAUGGGCAAACAUGUCAAUGAACAGGCGAAUUGAGCCGUGGGAAAAUGUGUCGAUGAAUAACUUUGGUCCGGACAGAAAUAUGCCGCCAAAUCCGGAGCCUCGACAGAAUUUCCACAUGAACGACUUCGGCAGAGACAACUGCAUGCCAAACUUCCCAAAUAACAUGGACUCGGGCCCGGGAGGUCCAGGAUUUCGUCCAGAUCGCCCAGACUAUAUGAUGGGCGAUUUCAGAGACAACAGAAUGCCAGACAGAAUGUCACAAAUGGAUUCGCAGCCAAAUUUUGGCCCGAACAUGAAUCAGAUGAAUGAUUUUCCUGAUUUCCCAAGAGACAUGGAGAGAUUCCCAAAUGAGAGAAUGCCUCCAAAUGAGUCGAAUCGAAGGAACUUCGAUGGAAACCCACCUGAAAUCAAUUCAAUUACCGACACUCAUAUUGAUUUCUUCUUCAAGAGCAUCUCACAGCAAGUGAAGAACUCCAAAAUCUCUGACAGGGACUUCCUGGACUUGCAAUCGACCAUGCUGAGUGCACUUACAUGUAAAUUGGACAUGUACAGGAAAUAA